Molecule: messenger RNA, 1451 nt
Organism: Selaginella moellendorffii
Lineage: Eukaryota; Viridiplantae; Streptophyta; Lycopodiopsida; Selaginellales; Selaginellaceae
Exons: 2
Coding region: 509-1339 (276 amino acids)
Source: RefSeq, a predicted model, not a curated record
UGUGGAACAGUGAACACAAACAAAUUCAUGCCUGAAAGAACACCAACACAAACUCCAAGAAAGAACGAAUUAAACUUGGAUUAACAAUGUCUCCUCAACCUCUUUGAUUCCCCAUGGAGAGUUCUACGUGAGGAUAUCAGCUGGAUCUCUUUGACCAAAUGGAGGCACAAUGCCUUUGUUCUCUCCACAGUUCUCGGCAUCUGCUCAGUGCUGCACGAUCUGGACCGCAGCGAGCGCAUGCACUAGCAGAUCCAGCGGCAGCAGGGUGAUCUUGAGGUGGUCUUGAGAUCUCUGGCCGCCGAGAGUGUGUGACACGAUCUGAUGCGGGAUGCCCAGGACAAAUCCUCUCCGCCCAUGCCAAAUGCCGUGUUUUCGCCGUGCCCAAGAACCCUAAAAUCUGGAAGAAAGGAGUGGAGAUUUUCCUUGUUCCUUCCACUCCGCGACGCGUUUGCGCGCAAGCUUAAGCAAGGCGCGAUCUCGCUAGGGCAGCGGCAGCGAUCGAUCGGCUAUGGAGCAUUUCGCGAAGGCGAAGACGGUCCGGCUGAGGAGCUCGCACGGGAAGUACCUGUGGGCCGAGGAAGACAUGGUGGGCGUGUCGCAGGAGCGCGAUUCCGGUGAGAUGGCGGUGUGGGAGGUGGAGAUCGCCGAGAGCUCUGGGGAAGACUGUGGUGUGGUCCGGCUCAAGAGCGCGCUGGGCUGCUACCUCACGGCCUCGGACGAGCACUUCCUCCUGGGAAUGACGGGCAAGAAGGUGUUGCAGAGCGCGCGCGACAAUCAAUCGCUGGAAUCGCUGGUGGAGUGGGAGCCCAUCGCGGCGGGCGAGGUAGGCUCUUUUGUCAAGCUCAAGACGCGCCAUGGCAACUUCCUGCGCGGCAAUGGCGGGAUUCCUCCAUGGAGGAACUCGGUCACGCACGACGUGCCCGUAAGAUCUGCGACCCAGAGCUGGCUCCUCUGGGAGGUGGAGGUGGUCGAAUCCAAGACCCAACACCAGCACCAACACCACCAGCGAUCCAAGAGCUCCUUCUCGGCGACGCCCCAGCUCUCUUUCAAGAUCCCCAAAUCCGAGGGGAGGCUCAUACGCUACGCGGUGGUGUGGGACAAGAGCGAAACCAUUCCAGUUCCUUGCAAGGAGUGGCCCAGAUUUCACUUCCACGGGGGUAAUACUCUCGCGGAUCUCACCACCGCGAUCAAGGAGGAGCUGGGGCUUGAUCCGAGCGAAGAGGUGCUCGUCUGCUCUAGGCACGAUGCCAGCGGCAAGAUCUUCCCGCUCAAGCUUGGGCUUCCCCCAAACAAUGCGCCUAUGAGCCUGGUGAUUGUCAGGUCUCCUCCUCCACAAUGAUACCAGCAGACCUUGUUUUCACCAUCGCCAUGCUCGCUGAAGCGUACCUAGAUCGAGCACAAAAUGUUCAAUAUACUAGAGUUAGACAGGGAUCCCCCUCUCCCCCACACUA